This is a messenger RNA of Neltuma alba, 981 nucleotides long. Its product is annotated as ethylene-responsive transcription factor 15-like. The transcript has 2 exons. Gene Ontology annotation, molecular function: DNA binding; DNA-binding transcription factor activity. Lineage: Eukaryota; Viridiplantae; Streptophyta; Magnoliopsida; Fabales; Fabaceae. Gene Ontology annotation, biological process: ethylene-activated signaling pathway; regulation of DNA-templated transcription. The coding region runs from base 1 to 981 and encodes 326 amino acids. The record is from RefSeq and is a predicted model, not a curated record.
AUGAUCCCUAACAAUCUUUCUUCUUUCGAAUCAGUUCAGCAAUACGAUCAUCAUGAUCCUUCAUCUUUCACUUCUCCCAUGACGAAUAAUGUCUCGUUCACGUCAAGCUCUGCUACUUCAAACCCUAACUGCGACAUUACUGCUUCGCUUGAGCAGGCUCCGGGCAACUUCAGUGGCACGGUGUUUACCGGUGAGCACGAAGACACCGUGAAACCAUCAGCAGGUGGUGGUAGGGCUGAUAAUAAUGUUAGUAGUAAUGCAGAUUCUGUGGCGCGUCAAAGGAACGCGCCGCCUAGAUGGAGGAAUUACAGAGGUGUGAGGUGUCGGCCAUGGGGGAAGUUCGCGGCUGAGAUCUGGGACCCGAAGAGGAACGGAGCAAGAACGUGGUUAGGGACAUAUGAGACGGAAGAGGAUGCAGCAUUGGCUUAUGAUAGAGCUGCUUUUAAGAUAAGGGGUAGAAAAGCCAAGCUCAAUUUCCCACAUCUCAUUGGGUCCGAAUCGCCGCCAGAGGUGCCGGAACGAGUAGUCAGCGAGACGACGCCGCAGUGCCACUCGCCAGAAUCUUCAUCGCGGUCAGGUUGUGCAUCUGAGGAUAACGGCGGGUCUCAAGGGUCAAGUAGUAAGAAGAAGAGGCUGACUAGUCUAUUGAAUAAAUUAGCAACAAAUAGAAGCCAACUUCCCAAAAUGAACCCUAAUUUUUCUCCUGUUGAAUCAGUUCAACAAUACCUUAUUGAAGAUGACCCUUCCUUCAUGGCUCUCUUGAAUGGCUUCUUCAUGGACAACCAUACUCGGAAUCUGAGCUAUGACGCUGCUUUGCCGGAGCUGCAGGGUGUUAGUAACUCCAGUGAUACGGUGUUUUCUGGCGGGAUUAAUGAUGACAAAAUUAUGGCUCGGCCAGGUGGUUAUGAUAUGGCUGGUGGUAGUAACCCAGGAUCUGUGACGUGUGAAAAGAACGCGCCACCUAGAUGGAGGAUUUACUGA